AUGUUCUCAAGCUUGACGACAAAGCUGGCGCUGAGGAAGGCGGGGUUGUCGAGCGACACCUUUGACUUAUCGUCAAAGCCCAGCAAGCCGGCCAAGGAUGGCUCCGUCCCCGGCCUCGACGACGCCGACGAGUCCAACAACGGCUCAGCCUGGCCAGCCUGGAUGAACAAGAAAAAGCUCCCGCUGACCGCACAGGCCUGGCUGUCGCCGGUCCCGCCUCCAGUCCCCAUCGCCGAAUGUCCCAAAGCAGGGGAUCUGGCGCCUUUGGAUCGCGAUCGCCAACUUGAGUUCGGCGGCGGAAGACCAGUGGUGGUUCUCUUCCUCCGGUGUGUUGGAUGCGCUUUCGCCCAAAAGUCCUUCCUCGCCCUCCGGGCCCUCGCCAACAAAAACCAAGGCAGCCUCCGCUGCCUCGCCGUCUCGCACUCGUCCGCCGCCGCCACACGCAAGUGGAUGGACCUGCUCGGCGGCGCCUGGAACAUCGAAGUCAUCAUCGACGAAGACCGCGCCAUCUACGCGGCCUGGGGCUUGGGUCUCGGCACCGUGUGGUCCAUGUUCAACCCGACGACGCAGGUCCAGGGCUGGAAGGAGAAGGGCUGGCUCGGCAUCAAGGUGGCGGAUUCGAUACAGCGGACGGGUGCUGAUCGCGCGUCGCCGGCGCCGCGGCCCGGCCCGAGGAGGACGGGCACGGGGAUGAGCGCGGCGUCGGCGCGGGGUGCUGAGGCGGAUUCCGACGAGGCCGUGGGUCCCUCGACGGUCAUGGGCAACAAGUGGCAGCAGGCUGGUCUGUUCGCUGUGGAUGGACGGGGCACGGUCGUAUGGGCGGCGAAGGCGCUACGAGCGGACGAUGUGAUGGAUAUGGGUGCUGCUGCUGCGGUUGUGGGCUUUUGA
Molecule: messenger RNA, 888 nt
Organism: Anthostomella pinea
Lineage: Eukaryota; Fungi; Ascomycota; Sordariomycetes; Xylariales; Xylariaceae
Source: the annotation of a GenBank genome assembly